Molecule: messenger RNA, 4435 nt
Organism: Cygnus olor (mute swan)
Lineage: Eukaryota; Metazoa; Chordata; Aves; Anseriformes; Anatidae
Gene: CHRM5
Product: cholinergic receptor muscarinic 5
Exons: 1
Coding region: 386-1972 (528 amino acids)
Biological process (GO): G protein-coupled receptor signaling pathway, coupled to cyclic nucleotide second messenger; adenylate cyclase-inhibiting G protein-coupled acetylcholine receptor signaling pathway; chemical synaptic transmission
Cellular component (GO): plasma membrane; synapse; dendrite
Molecular function (GO): G protein-coupled serotonin receptor activity; G protein-coupled acetylcholine receptor activity
Source: RefSeq, a predicted model, not a curated record
AAGAAUAUGUAGAGUGUCUCCUAAGGUAUUCUAAACGUAAGAGCUGGCAUGAUUGAACAUCUUAUGAAACAAUAAUUGUUUUGAUUGCAUUUAGAAAUGUCGUAAGAUGCUAGAGUACAUUGUCCUCGAAUAUACAUUUGUGUGUUUUACUUAUGUUCACAACUGUAGAAACAAUCACAGUGCAGAAAGAAUACACAAAUAAUUUGAUAGACUGCUUUACAAGUGUUUCAUGGUAACUUUAAUGGAAGUCUAUGCUAUUUAAUGAGCUGCUUUCUUUUUCACUUUUUUUUUUUGAUCUUUACAGCUGUCUCCAAAAGAAUAUUUUCAAGUGCAGAAAGCAAUAUGCAACAGUCAAGAUCCUCAUGACAAUAGACCAAGAACAAGAAUGGAAGUAAAUUUAUUCAGCAAUUCUACUGUUAUAAACAGUUCAUCCAUCAACCAUAAACAGUUAGAAGGGCAUAGCCUCUGGGAAGUUAUUACUAUUGCCACUGUAACUGCAAUUGUAAGCUUAAUAACCAUAGUGGGAAACAUUCUUGUAAUGAUAUCCUUCAAGGUUAACAGUCAGCUCAAAACCGUUAACAAUUAUUACUUGCUCAGCCUUGCCUGUGCAGACCUCAUCAUUGGAAUAUUUUCUAUGAACCUCUAUACAUCUUAUAUACUCAUAGGCCAUUGGUCUCUUGGAAGUCUGGCAUGUGAUCUGUGGCUAGCGCUGGAUUAUGUAGCUAGCAAUGCCUCAGUAAUGAACCUUCUAGUCAUCAGCUUUGACAGAUAUUUUUCCAUCACAAGGCCUUUAACAUACAGGGCUAAACGCACACCCAAAAGAGCUGGCAUCAUGAUUGGUCUAGCUUGGCUAAUUUCCUUCAUAUUGUGGGCACCUGUUAUCUUGUGCUGGCAGUAUUUUGUUGGUGAACGAACAGUACCACCCGAGGAAUGCCAGAUACAGUUUUUAUAUGAGCCCAUUAUCACCUUUGGUACUGCAAUUGCUGCUUUUUAUAUUCCAGUGUCAGUGAUGACCAUUUUGUAUUGCCGCAUCUAUAAAGAGACGGAGAAACGUACCAAGGACCUUGCUGAACUUCAGGGUUCUGAAUCUGUGGCAGAGUUUGAGAUGAUAAAGCCUCAGAAAACUCUUCUGAAGUCUUGUUUCAGUUGCAAGCAACAAAAUUUAGUCAAAAGAGAGAGAUGUCAGGCUUCCUGGUCUUCAUCUAGUCGAAGUACAUCAGCUACAGUGAAAGCAUCUCAGGCAGCGAGUACUUGCAACGACUGGUCUAAGGCUGACCAGUUAACCACCUGCAGCAGCUAUGCAUCUUCAGAAGAAGAGGAUAAACUUGCCACUGAUUCAGUUUUCCAAGUAGCUUACAAAAGUCCAUCUAAAGAUAACGAAGAAGAGUUUAAUGAAAGGGAGAGUAAGGAUGUUGUAGUCAAAGACCAACCUGAAGAAAAUGAUUUUGAGACCCAGAAAUAUUUUUUAUCACCUGCCAAAGGCCAAAAAAAUAAAAAAUGUGUGGCCUAUAAAUUCCGCUUGGUGGUUAAGGCUGAUGGCACUCAGGAAGCCAACAAUGGUUGCCGUAAAGUAAAAAUAACUCCUUGUUCUGCUGCUCUAUCAAAGGAUCCGUCCAUCAAAAGCAUGGAUCCAAAUAUAAAUAACCAAAUCACCAAAAGGAAAAGGAUGGUUCUUAUAAAGGAACGCAAAGCAGCACAGACUUUAAGUGCCAUUCUUUUGGCUUUUAUCAUCACGUGGACUCCCUACAAUAUAAUGGUUUUGAUCUCCACAUUCUGCUCUGACUGCAUUCCCCUGACACUGUGGCACCUCGGAUAUUGGCUAUGCUAUGUGAACAGCACUGUUAACCCCAUUUGUUAUGCUCUCUGUAACAAAACUUUCAGGAAAACUUUUAAGAUGCUGCUUUUCUGCCAGUGGAAAAAGAAAAAAGUGGAAGAGAAACUAUACUGGCAGGGCAAUACCAGACUGCCGUAACUGCUCUUAUAUAAGCGAUAAAGGGAAAAAUAGAUACUGACAUAGCCUAAUAAAUGGGCUGUAAUUCUGUCUUGUCAAAGCUAUUCCUUAUAUGUCUAGGGGUUAAAAAACAGUCAGCAAAAAAGUGAUGUUGUGCAUUAAAAUAGUGUGCUUGGGAUAAAGAAGUCAGUGGCUGCUGUAAACAGCACAGGGUAUUUGUGAUUAUGUGGUAGAUCUGCAUUACAAAUAUUAUGUUUGGGUCUUCUGUUCGUUCAGCCUGAGAAAGUGUAUGUAUCUUAUAAACAAAUAGAUAUUAGAGUGUGAUUGCUAUCGAGUCAUCGGGUCAGGUCAUCCAGCAAAUCUCCCUGUAGCACAGAACUGUUUCUUCUUAUAGUUCCUUUGUUCCUUUCUAGUGUAUUGUCUAUUUAUUUUUCAAUGGAGCAAGCAAUGGAGCAUGUACUAAUUCUAAAAUUUCCACCAUAAGGAUGACUUUUCGGGGGACAGAGGAAGGGCUCAGAGGGGAGGAAAUAGAUAAUGUAUAUUAUAUAUAAAGAAUCCUGUCCCCAUCUCAGUUCCAUCAUGCAAGUCAAUGUCAUAUAAAAAAUGGUGAUAGCUAGCAAAUACCCAAAUUUGUAUUUCUCCGUUUCCCAAUGCCUCAGAAGGAAAUUCUGAAAAUAUAUGUGAUCGUGACGAUAGUACAAAUGAGAACUGACUAUAAAUCAUGAUGGACACAGUCUAUCUACUUUACAGUGUAGAACGUAGAGAAUAUCCUUUUUGAAAUCUCUGUUGCACUCCCCCUUGCCUACAAAGUUUCCCUUAAUGAUGGAAUAAUGCAGAACACAAGUAAAAUGUAUAUUGAAGCCCUGCACAUUCUCCUGUGUAUUAUGAAAUUAUUGAAAACAGUGACAGAAUUGGUAUUUCUGAAAGAAGGAAGAUUUUUAAAGUACUUUUUGAUUAUUUACGUAAAUCUAUUAAAGACACUUUGCACUUUAAUAGCACUUUUAUCUCUAAAUAGCUUUAUAAAUACUAAUCAGCAUUAGGUGUUUGAAAACAUAAGUUUUCUCCAGUCAAUAUCUUCCAGUAUAACAGAACCAUGUCUGUCACGUGUGCCAGUACUGGGGCUUGGAGACAGCCUCUCUUAGGGCUGCAGCUUCUGGGACUGGUGUGUACUGGCCUGACAGCAAUGAGCUGAGAACCUGUCCACUAUUUGAGGUUUGCCAGGGCUUUGGAUGUAGAUAGGCACUCAUGUGCCUGUCUGAUAUCUGUGUUAGAUUGGCAGUCCUGCGACAUUGACUGAAUAAGUGCAAAAGUGAAGGGUGCUUUUAACACAAAGUCACUGGAAUGGAACUGAUAACCUGGCUCAUGGUGGUGGAAACAAACAUGAAGCCUCAGAUAAGGCCAUGUGAAAGCAAAGUUAAUGGUGACAGGAUUCACAGAAAGUGAAGUCUUAAAGUAAACAAGUGUUUAUGAAUAAGUGAGAAAGAACUCCAUGUACCUCACUGAGUCCAUGUCACAAGGUUUAGAUGCAGCUUUAGCCUUUCUGUCAAAAUUCAGGGUGAGAUGCUCUGGAGUAUAAGUUUGGGCCAAUCUUCUUAUUUUAUCUACUAUACUUGUUGGUGGGACAUUGUGGUGGUGUUGUGACCCAGCUGCACAUUUCAGGGAUUGUGUUAGUCAUCCUGAACGUACAGUUAUGCUCAGUGAAAUCAUUCAUAUAAUUUAUUAAAUUAUUGUACCAUCAACAUGUUUCCCUACAGAUAUAUAAUUCCUUCAUGUCAGCAAACACAGUACAAGUAAUUAAUAUUUUUUAUCCCCAAUCUCCAGAGGGGAAAAUUGUGUCAGUGAAAGAUUAGCCGUGUAGUAAUGUAAAAAUAUGUUCUCUAAAUUCACGAUUGACUUUGUAACACACCAUACUGUGCCUAUUAUUUUUUUGUGCAUCAGCAUAUGAUUGCUUAUUAAAGGAAAGCAUGGGUCUUUGUGAAGAACCUUUCAUCAAUUUUUUCUGUCACUAUCCAGAGUUUUUCCUGUGUACAGUAACUAUGUACAAGUCAGUUGUUAUAGUGGGUAAUUUUAUAUUACAUUGGAUCAGACAUUCAGUAAACUGUGUUUGAUUUUUAGCAAAUGAAUGUGUCCCUCUGCGGCACAAGCUGUAGUUUAAGGCAAAAUUUAUGAGGUAGUAACAGUUCCUGCUAGCUGCGGUGUUGUUUCUAAAGUAAAGCAUUGGCUUCUACAUCUGAAAUUAAAUGAAAUAUUUUUUUGUCGGUUUUGGCUUCUGCUGAACUAGAGUGUUCUGUAAAUGUUUAUGGACUCUGUGCUCAGUAAAUGUAUUAGAAUAGAUGGUGAUGGAUGCAACAAUGUUGCUUCGGUGUAAUUGUGAAAUGUGUGCUCAAACUAUGCUGCUAGCACUUCACAGUGUGAGACGUUACAUUGCCAAAUCCGGGUAUAUUGUAAAUACCUUGAAUUAUAUAAGAGGUGUUUGUUGCUUUA